Vicia faba (fava bean) is the source of this 1464-nucleotide messenger RNA. NCBI's taxonomy places the organism in Eukaryota, Viridiplantae, Streptophyta, Magnoliopsida, Fabales, Fabaceae. The record is from the annotation of a GenBank genome assembly.
AUGUCCAGUCAUAACAAUAAUCGUCGUUCAUCUUUUUCUUCCUCAACGACGUCGUCUAUGGCCAAACGCCACCCUCCCGUCACGGCCGCUUCCGAGAACAUCCCCGGAAAAGCUUUAGCCUCUGCCAAGAAACGUCCUCCUCUCACAAACCUCACCAAUCACAAUGCUUCUCGUAACUCAUCCACUCUGGUAACUAAAGUCGCAAAGACCAAGAAAGAACCUUCAAUUUCCGGCAACAAAAAACCUACUUUUUCUAAUGUUAAAUCAGCUACGGUUGUUUUUCCGAAGGCUAUUACUACUAGUAGUACUUCCAGUUCUUUUUCCGAAAUUGUUAUUCCGUUAGUUCCUACUAGUUUCAAUGCUCCGGUUUCGAGUUCAAUGGAUUUAUCGUCCCCCGGUAAAUCGGACGGAAUGUCGGUUUCGAUGGACGAGACAAUGUCGUCUUGUGAUUCUUUCAAGAGUCCUGAUAUUGAGUAUGUGGAUAACAGUGAUGCUCCGGCGGUUGAUUCUAUUGAGAGGAAGACUUACUCUAGUCUUAACAUUUCUGAUUCUGAUUAUCCAAAAGGUAAUGUUUGUAGUAGAGAUAUUCUUGUUGAGUUGGAAAAGGGGGAGAAGAUUGUUGAUAUUGAUGAUGAUCAUGUGGAUCCUCAGCUUUGUGCUUCUUUUGCUUGUGAUAUCUACAAGCAUUUGCGUGCUUCUGAGGCAAAGAAAAGACCAGCCACAAACUUCAUGGAGAAGAUUCAGAAGGAUAUAAAUCCAAGCAUGCGUGCUAUAUUGAUUGACUGGCUAGUGGAGGUGGCUGAAGAGUAUAGACUUGUACCAGAUACAUUGUAUUUGACAGUAAACUACAUAGACCGGUAUCUCUCUGGGAAUGCCAUGAAUAGGCAACAAUUACAAUUACUUGGAGUUGCUUCUAUGAUGAUUGCCUCUAAAUAUGAGGAGAUUUGUGCACCUCAGGUGGAGGAAUUUUGUUACAUAACUGAUAACACAUACUUCAAGGAAGAGGUUUUGCAGAUGGAAUCUACUGUCUUAAAUUUUUUGAAAUUUGAAAUGACUGCCCCAACAGUUAAAUGCUUCCUGAGAAGAUUUGUACGUGCAGCUCAAGGAAUUGAUGAGGUUCCUUCACUGCAACUAGAGUGCUUGACCAACUACAUUGCCGAAUUAUCCCUGUUGGAGUACAGUAUGCUUUGUUAUGCUCCAUCACUUAUAGCAGCUUCUUCAAUUUUCCUGGCAAAAUUUAUGCUAUUCCCUUCAACGAGACCAUGGAAUCCAACAUUGCAGCAUUACACUCAAUACCAGACAUCCGAUUUGUGUGCUUGUGUAAAAGAUCUCCAUCGUCUUUGUUGCAACAGCCCUAAUUCUAACUUGCCCGCAAUUAAGGAGAAAUACAAUCAGCACAAGUACAAGUAUGUGGCCAAGAAGUACUGCCCUUCAUCAAUACCUCAAGAGUUUUUCCAGAAUUGA